Oncorhynchus tshawytscha (Chinook salmon) is the source of this 2221-nucleotide messenger RNA. Its product is annotated as pre-B-cell leukemia transcription factor-interacting protein 1-like. Lineage: Eukaryota; Metazoa; Chordata; Actinopteri; Salmoniformes; Salmonidae. The transcript has 11 exons. The record is from RefSeq and is a predicted model, not a curated record. The coding region runs from base 200 to 1780 and encodes 526 amino acids.
GGCAAGAAGGGGUGGGACGUGAGAGAAUGCCCUUCCCGGUUGGACAAGAGAGAGUGGCUCACGCAAGUGUCAAAGAGACUCUUCCAAGUUCCGAAAUUGGAUGCAUUCAAUUAAUUUGGCAGAAAGGGAUUGAUACACGAUUGAGAUUUAUAAGGAAAACAUCGCGUUCAGAGGUGCUGGUCAGAGCCACGAGGGGGCAAUGUCUGACAGCAGUGGUGCUGCCAACAGCAGUAGCUGGACUGUCCUCACAGCUGAGGAGACUGUUGCUGAGACACUGAGGCCUGUAGCGGAAGGAACAGAACACCAUGAAGAUACACCCAGUCAUACUGCUGCGGAGACACCUACAGAGAGUAGGCCUGGGGAGGAUGCUGUGUCUGCUGAAGAGUCUCACUCUGUGAAGCUACAGCAGGAGACCCAGGAAACACAACCAGAGAGAGACAAGGAUUACACCCCUGUUGUAGAGAGUCCCACCCAUGACCUUCCUUUUGACCCUGCCUCUGACUCCACCCCUGCCCUUGACUCCACCUCUGCUAGUGUUGCUCCUCUGAGCUCUCUGUUAGAAGUCCCUGCCCCCACAGGGCUUGACUCAGAUACACACAGCCAAUCCAGAAGCCUCCCUGGGAACCCAGCCCCUCCCAUCUCUGACCCUGAUUCGUUCUCUGACUCCUACACCCACAUUAGCUCCUCCCCCGACCUUGAAGAGCCCCCAGCCUUGCUGCUCAACACUGAGCCACCGGAAGAGGUGGGGCUUGUACAGGAAGCGGAGGGGUAUAUACAGGAUGUGCAUCAUCAUUAUGAGGAGGGGCUUGGGAAGGAAGAGGAGGAGUCUGAUCUGUCUAAGGUCAGGGCCAAAACAGACUCCCAUCUGGAGGUGGUGGGGGAGGAGGAGGAAGGGGUGUCUGGGGUGAGGAGGAGGAGGGGGUCUCUCCUGGCAGCUCUGGAGCGGAUCGGGAGGAAGGAGGAGGAAGAGGAGGAGGAGGAGGAUGAGUUCCGGAUUCCGCAACAAAGAAAACAAGAAGAGACUGGUUUCUCUCUCAACAAGUGCAUCCUGGGAGCUGUCAUACUGCUGGGCCUCGGAACCAUCUUCUUCUCAGGUGUCUUCAUGGACCUGGAUGAUGAGGGGGACUAUGAUGCCAGGGAGCUGAGAGAAACAGAGGUGGUGGGAAAACAGGAAUGGCUGAAUCCUGAGGUUCCUCUUCCACCACCUGUAGAAGUUGACCGUACAGACCAACUGAAUAAACUGGCUAAAGAAGACCCACGGAUAGCUGUACUGCAAGCCCAACUCCUGGCACAGAAAGAGGAGCUAAAAGUAGCACAGAAGGAGGCGGAGGAUGGAGGGAAGGAGAGAAAGAAGAGGGAGGAGGUGGAGAAGGAGCACGGUAGGCUGAAGAAAGAGAUGAUGUCGCUCCCUGUCCUUCAGAAGGAGAACGAGAGGAUGAAGAGAGAGCUGGAGUCUGUUCCUGUCUUACAGAAGGAUCUAGAGACACUCAGAGCCACAGUGACUGAACUAAAACACAGCACAGCCAAGGAUGCAGCUCCACCUCCAGUCUCUGCCUCUGUCCUGCCCCCCUCUGGCCAAGCUGGGGAUGACAGCCAGAACACAGCAGGAACGAUGGAGAGUGAGGGCAAGAAACCAGGGAAGGGAGUGAAAAAAGAGUUGAAGGAAGAGGAGACGGGUUGGAAUAAGGGAGGGAAGACGGAUUGGAAUAAGGGAGGGAAGACGGAUUGGAAUAAGGGAGGGAAGACGGAUUGGAAUAAGAGGGAAGACGGAUUGGAAUAAGGGAGGGAAGACGGAUUGGAAUAAGGGAGGGAAGACGGAUUGGAAUAAGGGAGGGAAGACGGAUUGGAAUAAGGGAGGGAAGACGGAUUGGAAUAAGGGAGGGAAGACGGAUUGGAAUAAGGGAGGGAAGACGGAUUGGAAUAAGGGAGGGAAGACGGAUUGGAAUAAGGGAGGGAAGACGGAUUGGAAUAAGGGAGGGAAGACGGAUUGGAAUAAGGGAGGGAAGACGGAUUGGAAUAAGGGAGGGAAGAAGGAUUAUAAGGUUGAAAAGGAGUGGAGAAGUGGAAAAUAUGACCAGGAGAAAGAAGGAAAAGAGGAGAAAGGGUGGAAGAAGAAAGAAGACAAGAAGGGAGAAUGGAAGAAAGACAAAUCUAGCAGAGGGAAUGAGGGCAAACCAUGGAAGGACAGAGGAAACAAGAUGGAAUGGAAGGAGAAGAGUGA